Parasteatoda tepidariorum (common house spider) is the source of this 1719-nucleotide messenger RNA. RefSeq lists its product as uncharacterized. Lineage: Eukaryota; Metazoa; Arthropoda; Arachnida; Araneae; Theridiidae. Gene Ontology annotation, biological process: microtubule-based movement. The record is from RefSeq and is a predicted model, not a curated record. Gene Ontology annotation, molecular function: ATP binding; microtubule binding; microtubule motor activity.
UACAUAAAUAAUAAUUUUUUUUUACAGGCAAAGCAAGAGUUGGAUUUGGUCACAAAAAAGCUGAAUACACAAUUCGAAGAGUUGGAGCAAUUGAAGAUGAGCCAAAGUGAAGAAUAUUCUAAUUGCAGGGAGGUUAAGGUUUCUCACGAAUUUUUAGCGAGCAUCUACUCCCAUUUAAUUGAUAGAACCGAAAAAAUAAAGUCUUUGGAAACAAUAAUUGCUGAAAAAGAUCAUGAUCUUGAAUGUUACCUUAUUCACAUGAAGAUAAUGCAAAAGAAAGAAGAAACCGUGAAAGAUCAAUUGAUUUUAAAAAAUAAACAGCUUUAUGGAGAAUUAAAAGCAAAGGAAGAUUGUGAUUUUUCUCGUUUUCAGUCUGGGAAAAUUUCUGUCACGUCUUACGGAAGUGAUGAAAAGGAUAAAAAAGCUGCGGAAUUGUUGAAAAUAUCAGAGCAAUCAAAUUAUUUUGUUGAAAACAAAGACUCCAGCGAAGGUCAAAACUCGGUGGACUUCCUAUACAAAAAAGUAGUGGAAGAACUUAAAGCGUAUUUUGCUUAUAAUUAUGAAGCAUUACAGGAAAAUAGUGGCAUUGUAGUUGAGAAAAAUAACGAUAUUUUGCCUCAACAGCUCUCCUUACACGAAAAAAUGCUAGAAGAACUUUUACUAUAUUUCAAUACGCGGAAUCAAACUAUGCCAAAGGAAGAAGAGGAUGAAAAUUUUAAUGAAAAUUUGUCUAUACAACUCUCCUUAUACAAGAAAGUGAUGGAAGAGCUAUGUAAUUUUUUUUCUAACAAGCACAAAAAACAAUCAGAUGAUACUGUUAUGGAAAAGCAGAACCACUCAGUUGUUGGGGAAGAGGGAGAUGAGGAAAUGGUGGAUCUCAGAGAAAAGAAUCAGACUCUAUCAGAAAACAGUAACAAACAUUCAAUACUUCCGCUAUCCAUGCACGACAAACUGUUGGCGGAACUGAAUCACUAUUUUUCUACUAAACAUCAAACAGAAAACCAUAAAAACCCGGUCCUCCCCCUCUCUAUCCACCAAAAAUUAUUGAAUGAACUUGAUGAUAACUUUGAAAAUAAGCAUAAAACUCCAUUAGCUGUUCGUAAAAGAGAAGUUUACGAUGCACUCUUAGACCAUCAUCAUCACUUAUACACGAACUCUCUUUUCGAUGAAGAAGAGUCUUGUGAAUCUAAUCUUACGUUGAAAGCAACUAAUGAUGAGUCUACUCGAUUCAUUCAGAAAGCCACAGUAAAGAAGAGGGCAACUGCUCUUCAAAAGGUCAGACCUGUUAGUGCAGCUAUGAGUAAUAAGCGAUGGUCAACUUACUCAGAGAAAAACUGGUGCGAUGAUCUAGGCAUACCAUGGUGCCCAGAAUGCGGCGAAACAGAGAACAUAGUGCUAGUGCAGAACCCAGAAUCGCUUGCCUCAGAUCUCCAUACGGAAGAUGAAGUGAUUGCCACAGUUGAGGCUAUACAAUUAGUAAAAGAUGUAUUCGCCUAUUUGGACGAGAUUGUUGACAACAUUGAUUCAGAUGAAGACAGAGAUAUAACCGUAAAUGAUAUGAACAGUCAUCGUGUGACAGAAGCGUUUGAAGAUGUUUUACUCAUAACGAAUCCCGUGUCUUUCGUGACAAUGUACAUUUUAAUUAUAAUUUUUAUUUGUUUUCAUGUCUAUUGUUUUCUUGAUUAAUCUCCCUGUCAAAAAUAAAUAAUUUUCUUGUUA